AUGGCCGAUAUCAAGGCGGUCCUCCUGGAUGUCAAUGGCACCCUGUACUCCGUGGGCGAUGCUGCCGAACCCGCAUUCCGAGAGCUGGGGCUGGACCCCGCCCUCGCGCCGGCAUGGUUUGCCAACGUCCUGAAGGAUGCAUUUGCAGCACAGCUGGCGGGGUUUUUCCAACCAUUCAGGGAGUUUGCGGGCGACCACCUCUACAAGCUGCUCGCACAGAACGGCGACACCAUGCCCAACGUCCCGGCGGCGGUGGACACGGUGAUGGCGGCCCUGACGGCCGCCCACCCCUUCCCAGACGUAGGGCCUGGGGUCAAUGCGCUGCAGGCCGCCGGCCUCCGCAUCUCCGUCAUGACCAACGGCUCCGCCGCGCUGGCCAAGGCGCCGGCGCCCGCCGCCUACCAGUUUGCCGUGGAGAAGCUGAAGCUGCAGCCGUACGAGGUCCUGCUGGUGGCGGCGCACCCCUGGGACGUGUUUGCGGCGAUGCGGGAGGGGCUGCAGGGCGCGUAUGUGCAGCGGGAGGCGCUGGCGCACUGGCCGACGUACCUCCCAACCACGCCGAGGUACACCGUCAGGUCGCUGGAGGAGCUGGCGGCGCUGCUGAAGCCGUAG
Molecule: messenger RNA, 612 nt
Organism: Auxenochlorella protothecoides
Lineage: Eukaryota; Viridiplantae; Chlorophyta; Trebouxiophyceae; Chlorellales; Chlorellaceae
Product: Haloacetate dehalogenase H-2
Exons: 5
Coding region: 1-612 (203 amino acids)
Source: RefSeq, a predicted model, not a curated record